CGUUCCAGCAAACGCCCACUGUUUCUCGCUAGUCCCGGCAGCCGGACGACAGACGUUUUAUGCCGCUAUCCGUCCACCCUACGUCUGCAACAAGCUACGUGGCUGUAUCCAGUUCAAGCGUUGACGCGGACACCUCACACACACAACUACUCCCGUCUUCAUUGCACAGCGCACCACGCCCCCGUAGCAGGACAGAAGUUAAAUCUCCCCCUUCACCGUAUGUAGUUGCACUGUGUUCCUGUGCCGCGCUUGGCGGGUUCCUUUCCGGCUAUGAUGCAGGGAUAAUCAGCGGAGCAACGCUAUUCAUAUCGGAUGCAUUCCAAUUGACUCAUUUUGAAAUCGAAAUUAUCGUCAGCGGCGUCAUUGCCGGUGCAGUGAUAGGGGCGCUUUUCGCUGGGAUUUUGACCGACAAAUGGGGCCGCAAGCCUGUCAUACUAGCAGCGGCUGUUGUCUUUGUUUUGGGGGCAGCCAUGAUGGGACUUGCCCAAAGUUUCGGUAUGUUACUCCUGGGACGGCUCGUAGCAGGAGUUGGCGUAGGGCUGUCGGGCGGUGUGGUUCCUGUCUACGUUUCGGAAAUUGCUCCCGCAGAUAUUCGUGGAGCCCUAGUGAGCCUGAACGUCUUCUUCAUCACACUUGGGCAGCUUGUGAGUUAUUUGACCGCGUAUUCGCUCAGCCGUCCUCCAACAAAUGAGAAUAAUUGGAGAUGGAUGUUUGGGCUUGCUGCCUUGCCCGCGAUUGUCCAAAUGGCUGGAAUAGCAUACUUACCCGAAAGUCCACGAUACCUGGUGCAAACGGGGCGUAGCAAAGAGGCCUUGGACGUCCUAAUGCUCGUGAGGCAAUCGUCAUGCACCCGAGAGGAGCUGGAGGAUGAAGUAGAUGCGAUACAGCAGAGCUUGAAUAGAGCAGUUGAUACAGUCAAAUGGCAAGAUUUAUUUCUUGUGGACGGUUACAGAAGGGCAAUGAUUGUUGCCAUUGGCCUUCAAGCUUUGCAACAAUUAUCAGGGAUAAACACCAUCAUGUAUUAUAGCGCUACCAUUCUGACGAUGGCAGGAUUCCCUACUAAGGAGAGUGCUAUUCUCUUUUCGAGCUUCAUUGCUCUCGCCAAUUGCCUCGCAACAGUGUUGUCUAUGCAACUCAUCGACCGGACAGGACGGCGACCAUUACUGCUGAGAACUCUGAUCGGAGCAAUAGUUGGGCUGGUAAUUCUCUCUGUAUCAUUUCGAACGCCUUCCGGGAAUGACGAGGAACACUUGCGAAAUUCGGAUGGUGCGGUCUCAUGGGGGAGCUGGAUAUCGCUCAGCAGUUUAGUGUUUUAUGUUGCAUUCUAUGCAACGGGGUUAGGAUGUGUACCAUGGACCGUCAUGUCCGAAAUUCUUCCCCAGCAAAUACGCGGAAAGGGGUCGGGUAUUGCCAUUGCCUUCAAUUGGCUCUGCAAUUUUAUCGUAUCGAUGACAUUCCUGAGCCUAACAAACAUCAUUUCCCCUGGAGGUACCUUCAUGCUCUAUGCUCUGAUUGUAUGUGCCGGAUGGAUAUUUGUGUACAUGCGCGUUCCCGAGACAAAAGGGAGGAGCUUAGAGUAUAUUGAAGCGACAACUGCGACAUGAUCAGCUUGUCCUCCCCAGCGCAGCGAGCGUAGGUAGACUGCAAUGUCUAAGGACAGCUGCGCGCCCAAGCAUGUUACAUUCAAAAAAAGUCAGAAGACGGAAGCGUCUUCUUUCGGACCAAAUCUAUUAUGCUACCCGCUCCGAUUCACCACAACACGGCGACUAUUGUUUUCGCUUAUGCAGCUACAUGAUUUAACGUGUGGAAGAUGUUAGUUGUCGAUAGGUGGAAAUCUGUUGAGAUGCACAGUGCUAUUUUAGCUAGUUUAAUAGAGAGAGUUAUUUCAUUUUUGCAGUCAGAUCGGCAUAUUUGGUGCAGCUCGCCGUGGAGAAGCGGGACAGGCUGUAUCGGCGGAAAUUGGCGUUACUAGAAGGCGUAAACAAAAGAUGGCGAAAUGCGUCUAAACUGUGAAUAUACUGGAGACAAAAGCUAUCGAUGUAG
Messenger RNA from Spizellomyces punctatus DAOM BR117, 2043 nucleotides. Its product is annotated as sugar porter (SP) family MFS transporter. NCBI's taxonomy places the organism in Eukaryota, Fungi, Chytridiomycota, Chytridiomycetes, Spizellomycetales, Spizellomycetaceae. The transcript is spliced from 6 exons. Gene Ontology annotation, cellular component: membrane. Gene Ontology annotation, molecular function: myo-inositol:proton symporter activity. Bases 60 to 1604 code for a protein of 514 amino acids. Gene Ontology annotation, biological process: transmembrane transport. The record is from RefSeq and is a predicted model, not a curated record.